AUGGAGCAUGAUAUUCAAAACGGCCCUUCCAAGACACAACGUUCCAGCAUUGACAUUGAAAAGGGGGAAGACCACGAUCAUGUCGAGAUCGAGGCAAAGCCGAUCCCACCACCGUCUGGGAAUGCGCUAGCCAAGAAGCUCAAGAGUCGACAUAUGCAGAUGAUAGCUAUCGGAGGUUCCAUCGGUGCCGGACUCUUCGUCGGCAGCGGCUCAGCCCUUCGCUCAGGAGGUCCAGCAUCCUUGAUCAUCGGCUUUUUGAUCACGGGCUUGAUGAUGCUGUGUACCAUGCAGGCGCUCGGAGAACUCACCGUGCUCUAUCCUGUCAACGGCGCCUUCUACUCCUACGCAGUCCGCUUCAUCGACCCGUCCUGGGGCUUUGCGAUGGGCUGGCAGUACGGGCUCGCAUGGCUGACCGUCUUGCCAUUCGAGUUGACCGCCGCUUCCAUCACGAUCGAGUUCUGGCGCAGCGACAUCCACCCUUCCGUCUUUAUCGGAUCAUUCCUCGUGAUUCUCUGCCUCAUCCAGAUCUUCGGGGUCCGCGGCUAUGGCGAAGUCGAAUUCUUUCUGUCUAUGGUGAAAGUCUGCGCAUGCAUCGGUUUCAUCAUUUUCGGCAUCGUCGUUGACGUUGGCGGCGUCUCGACAGACAACAGGGGCUAUAUUGGGGCAGAAUACUGGCAUGAACCGGGUGCUUUCCGCAACGGCUUCAAAGGGUUCUGCAGUGUGUUUGUGACGGCUGCAUUCGCAUAUGGAGGGACUGAACUUGUCGGUCUGGCUGCCGCAGAGGCGACUGACCCAGCGAGAUCACUGCCCCGAGCUACGAAGCAGGUCUUCUGGCGGAUCUUCUUCUUCUAUGUCGUCAACUUAUUCAUCUUGGGGCUGAUUCUCCCCUCGGAUGACGACAACCUACUUGGCUCCAGCGGCGCGAACACCAAAGCAUCUCCGUUCGUCCUGGCGAUCAAAAUGGCCGGCGUGCCUGCGCUACCAUCGAUCUUCAAUGCCGUCAUCACUAUCUCGGUCAUCAGCGUCGCCAAUUCGUGCACCUUUGCCAGCUCUCGUACGUUGCAGGCUCUGGCGGCGAAUCGCAUGGCGCCUCAAUUCCUGUCGUACAUCGACAAGUCGGGCAGGCCGCUCUGGUGCAUCGUCCUGCAACUCUUGUUCGGGUGCAUCGCUUUUGUCGGAGAGGCAAACGUCUCGGGCCAGAUCUUCACUUGGUUGCUCUCGUUGACGGCCCUAUCGUUUUUCUUGGUCUGGCUCAGCAUCAACCUCGCCCAUAUUCGCUUCCGGGCAGGGUGGAGACGGCAGGGCUUCUCAAUUGAGAACCUACCGUAUCGUGCUAGCUUUGGCGUCUAUGGGUCAUAUCUCGGUCUGUUCCUGAAUGUCAUUGCUAUAAUCGCGACGUUUUAUGUCAGCUUGUUUCCCUUAGGCGGCAAGCCGAACGCCAAAGUCUUCUUCGAGAAUUACUUGGCGGGACCCUGCGCCCUCGGGUUUUAUGUGUUCUGGAAGCUGUACUCCCGCAAUUGGAGUUUGUUUAUACGGGCGGGAGACAUGGAUGUCACAAGUGGGUUGAGGCCAGGCUGGAAUGAAGUGCCUCAGGACGGUACGCAGAAGCAAUCAGGAUUGAGGAGGGUGCUCUCCGCCUUUAUAUGA
This is a messenger RNA of Exophiala viscosa, 1647 nucleotides long. Its product is annotated as AAT family amino acid transporter. Gene Ontology annotation, molecular function: amino acid transmembrane transporter activity. Gene Ontology annotation, biological process: amino acid transmembrane transport. The record is from RefSeq and is a predicted model, not a curated record. The coding region runs from base 1 to 1647 and encodes 548 amino acids. NCBI's taxonomy places the organism in Eukaryota, Fungi, Ascomycota, Eurotiomycetes, Chaetothyriales, Herpotrichiellaceae. The transcript is spliced from 2 exons. Gene Ontology annotation, cellular component: membrane.